UCCUGAACUCUGGAAUCCUCUGGGAGGAAAUAGGGUGGAGGGACAGGCUGGAGAGGAUAUGAUGCUGGGAGUUUAGGAGAUCUGAUUCUCCAGGAGGCCCUUGUUGAUCCUUUGAGAAAGAGUCCUGGGGGCAGGACGAACUUGGGAUCAGGAGCAUGGCUGCAAGGUGGCUCCACCAGGGCCCCUGCCCCUCACCUGAGUGCCAUGGAAUCCAUGUUUGAGGACGACAUCAGCAUCUUGACCCAGGAGGCGCUGGGGUCCGGCGAGGUGUGGCUGGAUGGGCCGGGGGACCCUGUGCUGGGCAGUGACAUGUGCUCUGCCUCCCACUUCGCACUCAUCACAGCCUACGGGGACAUCAAGGAGCGGCUGGGGGGGCUGGAGCGGGAGAAUGCCACCCUACGGCGCCGACUCAAGGUGUAUGAGAUCAAGUACCCAGUGAUUGGCGACUUUGGAGAUGAACACAACUUCUCCUUGUAUGAAAUUAAAGAGGGCUCCCUGCUGGAGGUGGAGAAGUCCAGUCUACAGCAGACACUCAAUCAGUUCCAGCAUGAGCUCCAGAAGAGCAAGGAGCAGGAAGAUCAACUGGGAGAGAUGAUACAAGCAUAUGAGAAGCUGUGCGUAGAGAAAAAUGACCUGGAAAACGAAUUGGGGGAGAUGCGGGCUUUGGUGGAGACACACCUGAGGCAGAUCUGUGGGCUGCAGCAGCAGCUUCGCCAGCAGCAGGGAGGGGGGGACAGCACCUUCCCCAGCCUGAGCCCUCCGGCUCCUGCUCCCGCCGACCCUGACCUUGACCUCCACUACCUGGCACUACGAGGAGGGCCUGGCCUCGGCCAUGGCUGGCCCAGCCCACCCAGCGUUGGGGAACUGGAGAGGAGGCAGCUGGAAGAGGCUUUGGAAGCAGCUAGAGGGGAGGCAAGGGGGGCCCAGCUCCGGGAAGAGCAGCUCCAGGCUGAGUGUGAGCGGUUACAGGGAGAGCUGAAGCAGCUGCAGGAGAGCAGGGCUCAGGAUUUGGCUUCCAACCAGUCAGAGCGGGAUAUGGCAUGGGUGAAGAGAGUCGGAGAUGACCAGGUUAACUUGGCUCUGGCCUACACAGAACUGACAGAGGAACUGGGCCGUCUCCGGGAGCUAAGUUCCCUUCAGGGGAGAAUUCUGAGGACAUUGCUGCAGGAACAAGUCCAGAGGAGCGGCCAAAGACACUCCCCUCUUUCCCAGCGCCACUCCCCAUCUUCACAGUGCCCUUCGCCAUCCCCACCAGCCCGGGCUCCUCCGCCAGGACCUCAGUGUCAGUCCCCAGUUCCCCAGCGCCGCUCCCCUGUGCCCCCUGUUCCACCAUGCCAUUCACCCCAACAGCGCCGCUCCCCUGCCUCACCAUCCUGUCCAUCGCCUGCCCACCAGCGCCGCUCCCCUGUGCCCUUGCCGCCCCCACCACCAUGCCAGUCUCCUGCCCCGCAGCACCGCUCUCCUGUGCACCCUCCCUGCCCAGCUCCCCAGCCUCGGCCCCCACCAGGGGAGAGGACUCUGGUGGAGCUGGCCUACGCCAAGCCACCCAGUCACCACGUGAAGGCUGGCUUCCAGGGGCGCCGUAGCUACUCAGAGAUGGCCGAUGGGGCGGGCUAUGCAGGAGCUGUCCCCUGGCUUCAGGCUGAGGCCUCAACGCUGCCCAAGCCCCGACCCUAUGGUGGGGAGCUCUACAGCCCCAGCCGGCCUCUCAGCCCCCGAAGCACCUUUGAAGGCAUCCGGCUUCGGUUUGAGAAGCAGUCUUCAGAAGAAGAAGAGUGGGCUGUGCCUAGCCCCCCCAGCCCAGAGUCAGGCACCAUCCGAUGUGCCUCCUUCUGUGCUGGCUUCCCCAUCCCUGAGACGCCCACUGCUGCCUACACCCACGCGGAACAUGCCCAGUCCUGGCCAUCCAUUAAUUUGCUAAUGGAGACUGUGGGUUCAGACAUCCGAAGUUGCCCUCUCUGUCAGCUGGGAUUUCCCGUUGGGUACCCAGACGAUGCACUCAUCAAACACAUUGACUCGCACCUGGAGAACAGCAAGAUAUAGGGCGCUCCCCCCUUUCCCCCCUUGACCAUUCAUUCUCUCCCACCUCUCCAGGCUACCAUUCCCCACUACUUUGAAUGCUGCAUGAUUCUCGCAGGGUCUGUCCUCCCUUACCUCUCCUACUCCCAGAUACCUCCACUAGCUUCCCACGAGUCUCACCAUAUGUGCUGUCUCCCUACUGUUCUGCCAGUCAUCAUUUAGCUCUGGCUCGCUCCAGGAGGAGGUGCCAAGAUCCACUCCCUGCCCUGAACACUUCCUCUCUGGCUCCUUCCAGGGAAGUGGGGAACUGGGGUGGGAUGGGUAAGGGCUGUCCAUCCCCCUCUGAGUCUUUGUCUUCCUUCCUGUUCUCAAGUUGUGUUGGAUACAGUAAAGUCUCCAGUAUAGUUGGGCUAGUGGGGGGAGGGGCAGGGAAGGGGACUUGUGGACUCCAGGAGGCCCCACCCCACCCUGGAGAUGUGUCUGUGAUGUGUCGUAGCUCUGCCACACCCCACCCCGUCUUGGUCCUCCAUGCCCCCUGCCAUUCCAGGUCCUCAGCCCUGCCAGGCAUUGAUGCCAGAUGCCAACUCUUCCCUAUGCACUGAGUCUCCUGGAGUGGGGUUCCCAGGGGAGAAAAUGCUAGAUAUAGCCACCCCCUCAUCCCUCUCUUCCCACACACAUUUGUCCAUCCAUCCAUCCCAGGGCUACCUCUCCCUGCACCAUUCCUCGAAACCCCUCCCCCCCCCAGCAGGGACUGGAUGAUUAACUUAAGAGACUGGAGUGAGGAUUCUCUGCCCUUCCUACCACAUUUGCCUGCCUUCCUGGGCCUGAGCAGAAUAUGGAUCUGCCCUGACCUCCUCCUGGCCUUUUCCUCCCUUCCCAAAUCAAGUAUCCACCCGUGUGUGUGUGUGUGUGUGUGUGUGUGUGUGUGUGUGUGUGUGUGAGUGUGUGUAAGAGAAAGAGAGAGACAGAGAGACACAGAGAGAGAGAGAGAGUGAGGGAGUGAGUAGUGGUGGGGUUGCAUUAGGAAGAUUCCCAGGAUGCUCCAGCUUAAGUUGGCAGGUUCCCCCACCCCCACCCCCACAUGGGUACCAUCUGUGUCAGCUUGCUGGCUUCAGGGGCUCAUCUGUCUACCUGACUGAGUUCCUGGAACUUUCACCUCACAUUGUGGGGCAGAUCCUCCUCUUCUGUUGCCCAGACCCCAUUACCACAAGUGCCCUGGGAACCCAGAAAUGGCUGGUGCCAGGUCAGGCAUGGGCAUUGGCAUUGCUUCCUGGGUGUCAGACCGGAUUCCUGUAAAGUGGGUGGGUUGGUAGGCCCAAACUGUUCCCCAAUGCCCAGGUGGGAGUGGGCAGGGGUGGGCACCUGGACCCAGCCCAACCCUGAGAAUUGGCCAAGGGCAGGCCACUUAGAUCUGCUUUAAAAAGAGCUAACUCCCUUUACUGCUCCCCAUCCCCACCUCCCACCCACACUCCCUCUGUAAAAUCUACCUCAGAGCUGAUAAAUCCCAGAAGGAUAGGUAUGAGGGGAUGGGCUGGGGGGGAGGGGAAGACCCCCCUCCCCCAGGGCCAAGAAGGGGAACUCCCUACCAGUGAGAGCCCGGACCCCCAGUGAUUAAACCAACUUCCCCUCUCCCCCCACAACCACCACCUGGUGGUCAGGGGAGGAAGAGUGCUGCUUUCAAUGCAUGUACAGUUCUGAUUAAACUCUUCCAGAAUCCCUUUGACCAUCACAGCUCUCUCCGACACCUGGUCUCCUAACCCUCCACCUCUAAGUGUUGGGUGUGGAUGCAGGAGGAAGGUGGGCUGCAAGAAUUCCAGAGACACAAGGACCUGGCUGUAUCAUCUGGACCUGAAAGUUCCCCUAGAGGAGGGGAAGAGGCACAAGGGAGGAGGGAGAGGGGGGCCCUGUGCUCUGUGAAGAAAAUAAAAGUCCAAAUAAAAGUUACCUGUCCCAUGUGCAUGCCCCUGUUCCUUCCCCUUUAGGAGAAAUAUUGCCUUGGUUCCAUACUCCCUCCUCUUUCCUUCUCCUCCCUCCCCUCCAACACAACUUAAAGCGGCACUUGAACGAGGCAGGCAAACUAGUUCUUGUGGAUGGAGAGAGUGUCGUUCACAACAGUGAGAUAAUCCCCAAAUUUUAUGGUUUCCAAAAAUUAUCUGAUUGACCUUAAAGGAAGCACGUGAAUGAAAGUAGGGGAGGGGCAUGGAUUUUCUAAAAUAGUAAUAAAGAAAAAAUAUGAAGAAUCUCAGAAAUCCUUAAUGCUUCUAGUUCUGAUUGUCCAAAUGUUGGUUUGGAUCUCAAUUUUGACAGCUUGUUGGCAUAGUCAAUUUGAUUCAAGUCCUUUGUUGGCAUCGUGCCCAUUAUCUGUAACUCUUCCUUAACCUCUCCCCUCCUCUUCCGUAUUAAUCAAGGGUGAGCAAGAACUGGAAGGGGGGACCUAUAACAUUCAAAUCCUUUUUUCUUUGUCUGCCCCCGAGGAUGGGGUAAGCCAGAUAGUGAGUUAAGAGAAAGAGGGUGGGCAGCUUUGCUCAGGGUAGAGCUCUACAUCUAUCUGAGAGGUCAAAUUGUUUAUACUCAACCUGAAGUGGUAGAAAAGCUAAGAGGACUUCGACCACAUGUCUCUUUGAAGCAGCUCUCCCCAAGGCAGCUACUCUUUU
This is a messenger RNA of Vombatus ursinus (common wombat), 4673 nucleotides long. It is a transcript of the gene TBKBP1, whose product is annotated as TBK1 binding protein 1. Lineage: Eukaryota; Metazoa; Chordata; Mammalia; Diprotodontia; Vombatidae. Gene Ontology annotation, cellular component: cytoplasm. The record is from RefSeq and is a predicted model, not a curated record. Gene Ontology annotation, biological process: canonical NF-kappaB signal transduction.